CUGAUGUAAUUAGCAUGUUGCUACCUCCAAGAAAUCCAAUCGAGGAAAGUUCGUCAUGUACUCGGGUGCUGAAGCGAACGGCGAAAAGACUCAGGGACUAUCCGCGCGCGCUCUGGCUACGGAAGUCCCUUUACAACAGCUCGUUACAUCCUACGAGCAGGCUCUCUCGAUUGCUGCACUAUACCGAGCCGGGAAGAUACAAGACAAGCUUUAUUCUCCCGGAAGUGCUGCCGGUCGUUGGAGCAUGCAGUGGAAGGAUCAGACUGGGAAGAGGAAGGGAGGCUUGUCGGAGAGGGUGUUAUAUCAGUGGUUCGUCCAUACUCGACUCCAUCAACAUAUAAUCGCUCUCUUAUCGUUCCUAAAUGGCUUCCCGUACACUGGCUGUCUUGGUCAUGCCGAAGUGACCUAUGAGCUCCCAUCGUCUAAGGUUCUGCGCAUCCGUGGUUUCCUUGAUCACAACGAAGCGUGUCGAUUGGCGACGAUGGAGAACAAACCUACACACCCCGUUCACCCCGCUGUCUACAAGGUCGCACUGGAUCAACUUCGUGAUGGCUCGACUUGGUCCGAUAUCAUGGAAAAGAACCGGAAGUACGUGCUAGAUUGUUUGUACCCUGGACAGAAGGCAGAUUGGGCCUAUUCGAACUAUCGCUGGCUGCUCAAGAGAACGGAUUCGCGCUCACGCAAUAUCGAUUCCUGGCUCAACCCAUCGUCUCCCGAUUACAACUCAACCCUCGCUGAGGCCGUCUUCUUCUACUCGGCUCGUGCGGCGACCGAAGAGCGCCUGAAAAUUUGUAUCGCCACACCGGAGAUGAAAGAGGCUGCUUGGAGGUACGGGCACAAUCAGCAGAUCCUUCUUGAUGGUACAUUCGGAGUCUUUCUGAUGUUCUCCGCACCAUCAGGGAACAAAUUCACUCCGGCCGGAUACGACACCGCGAUACUCACUGAACUUCUCUCGAAGUGGAAGUCGUCCCUAGGUGUUCGCAAGGGAACUGCAUUCCACUCGCCCGUCGCAAUAACCGACACGGACCUCAAAGAGCGCAAUGCGCUCCUCGAGGUCUUCCCUAACAUCUGGCUUCUUCUCAGCUACGGGCGUUGGCGAGGUUCGCAUUCGGCUUUCACGGCUGGAAGACGAGCUGAUACGUACAAAGGUACACGAGGACGCUCGCCAACUUGUUGCCGCUGAGCGUGCUACUCUGGUGCGACUUAAAACCCUCGAUCCCACCGCGACAUUUGCGGCCGAUGGUGGUAUCGCACACGUCGUUGGCAACGGAACGGCCGCCGUCUUCGCCUUGAUGUCCUCAUAAAUCUCCUGGGAAGCAAGAUUGCGACACGCGGGUGCGAAUCAUCUCAUCGAGAGCCGCGGGACCACAAGCCUCCCAGCACCCAGCAUAGCCUGGCUCGUCCCUGACGAGGUUCGAGACACCGCCGCCGCCGCACUUCCAGUGCCACUCCGCCUUCGCUUUAGAUGUCGAGGAAAUGCCCACUGUCUACACGGUGACGAUGGAAAUCGACGGCGCCACGAGCUGUUCCUGUGGCGACUUUACACAUCGUGGUGGCGCCGCAGAUCCCAAUUCCGACCAGCAUAGACGCUGCACGCAUUCUUGAGGCAACGCGGGUAGCUCGUAGUGUCGAGAAGGCUGUGGCUACAGCUGGCUGUCAGGUUGGACCGGUUAUGCGUGCAGUGCAGGUUG
Molecule: messenger RNA, 1691 nt
Organism: Stereum hirsutum FP-91666 SS1
Lineage: Eukaryota; Fungi; Basidiomycota; Agaricomycetes; Russulales; Stereaceae
Exons: 10
Coding region: 56-1183 (375 amino acids)
Source: RefSeq, a predicted model, not a curated record